AAUGAUUAAGGUUAACAGUUUUUCCUCUGUUUCAUCUCCCACCAUUAUUAUACACCACCCAAACACGUCCCAACUACAAAAGAAACAAUUUUGCCAACAAACAAAAAUCCCCCAAAUAUGCAGAAUAAUCAACUCGCUAUAGCAAGCACAAGCUACAACCAUGAAGGCGGUGAAGAUGAAGAGGAGGAGGAAUACAUCAGGGACAUCCACGCUCUAACGCCGCCGCCGCCGCCGCAGCAGAGCAGCCGCGCCGCCCGCGUGAGAUCAUCGUCGUCUGUAUCGUCGUCUGUAUCUAGCGGGAACUUCACCAGCAUGAGCCGAGAGUUCAACGCUCUGGUCCUUGCCGGAUCCUCUGUUCCCGACAACGCCGGCGACAUCGGACCCCACGACGGUGAUGUUCCCGGCGGCAACUACUUGGAGCGGAUUAGGGAAGAAGAGCCGCCGUAUCAAGAGACCAACCCUUUAGCGAUCGUGCCGGAUUCGGAUCCUCUGCCGUCUCCUAGACGUGCCGCCGCCGGUCGGGAGUCGUCGGCGUUGGCCUUGGUCAACGGCGAAGUGGCGGUGCAGAGGGUGAAGAAAGAGGAGGUUGACUCGAAGAUUAGUGCAUGGGAAACUGCGAAAAUUGCGAAGAUUAAUAACAGGUUUAAGCGGGAAGAUGCGAUCAUUAACGGCUGGGAGAGUGAAGAGGUUCAGAAGGCAACUGCCGGGAUGAAGAAAGUUGAGAGGAAGUUGGAGGAGAAGAGAGCAAAAGCAUUAGAAAAGAUGCAAAACGAAAUAGCAAAAGCUAGAAGAAAAGCAGAAGAAAGAAGAGCCUCAGCUGAGGGGAAGAGAGGAACCAAAGUGGCAGCAGUUGUGGAAUUAGCCAACCUGAUGAGAGCUGUGGGAAGACCUCCUGUCAAACGUUCCUUCUUCUAAACUACUUUGUUUUCUUACCAUACCAUACACAAAAAUAAACUGAUAUCACUACAAGAAAAGUGCACAUAGACCGCACAUAGACCAAUUUUGUUUUUGCGAUGGCCGCAUAACUGUCGUUAAAAACACCAUUAACCACACAUUUUUUAUUUACCACAUACAAAACUGUGGUAAAAGGUCAGAGACAACAGUUUUUAACCGUGACCGAUGUUUUUACCACGGCUGUUGUGGCGACGCACGUAAAACUGACGCGAAACUGUCGUAAAUGUUCCUCCUUACGUUUUUACGACAGUUUUACGUGCGUCGGCACAACAGCUGUGGUAAAAACAUUGGCCACGGUUAAAAACUGUAGUCUCUAAGCUUUUACCACAUUUUUGUGUGUGGUAAAUAAAAAAAUGUGUGGUUAAUGGUGUUUUUAACGACAGUUAUGCUGCCAUCGCAAAAAAAAUUGUGGCCCAUGUGCAGUCUAUGUGCACUUUUUUGUAGUGUAUGGAAACAUCACAUAUUAUUACCAAAAUUAAUUACAUAUAUAGUGUGAAGUGCAUUAAAGUGUGUGCAUGCAAAGUAUCAUCUGUUGGUGUGUGCCAACACUUUGUACAGUUUUUUGGGAUUCAAUUGGUUCACAUUAUGUGUUUUUGCAGCUUCACUUAUGUUCAGUUGAAAUAGGAAUUGAAGUAGCAUUUUUAGCUCAGGGGACUUCUGUCUCAUGACAAAGUAACCAAACAAUUCUUAGCUUACAUAUGGGUUCACUUGUAAUAUUGGUUCUUUCAUAUUAGAGUUUUUUGAGCAUAGAUAGUUGUGAUCGAAAACUAUAAAAAUCACUCAU
Cuscuta epithymum is the source of this 1738-nucleotide messenger RNA. Lineage: Eukaryota; Viridiplantae; Streptophyta; Magnoliopsida; Solanales; Convolvulaceae. The record is from the annotation of a GenBank genome assembly.